Dentiscutata erythropus is the source of this 444-nucleotide messenger RNA. NCBI's taxonomy places the organism in Eukaryota, Fungi, Glomeromycota, Glomeromycetes, Diversisporales, Gigasporaceae. The record is from the annotation of a GenBank genome assembly.
AUGAAGUUUAAAAGUCAUAGUUUCUAUAUAACUGCUAUAUCAAAAUUUGCAAAACGUUCCUAUCAUCAAUACUUUAAAGAUAAAGAAAUAACUUCUUGGAAUUUAUACGAUUUUUUACUUUAUAGAUUCAAACAACAGGAUUUUAAUGUUGAUUCAAGGUUGGAGAGUGGCUAUUAUCUUAGUUUUUUAGAAUAUUUUAAGAAUGUACACAAUGAAGAAAGUGAGUUCCUCAUAAAGAAAUAUAAGGUAAAUAAGAACCUAUGUAGAAAAGAUGUAAAAGAACUUCAAUUGGCUAUUGAUACAGCAUUAAACUUAAAAGACUAUUGUCAAACUGAGUGUACAAAGGAUGAGAAGGUUCUAUUAUCAAACAGAAUGGAUCUUUAUGAAUUAUUUGUAGAUCGAAUAAAUUCAAUAAAUGACGAUGAUGUCAAGUAUUUUGAGUAA